Molecule: messenger RNA, 1456 nt
Organism: Closterium sp. NIES-65
Lineage: Eukaryota; Viridiplantae; Streptophyta; Zygnematophyceae; Desmidiales; Closteriaceae
Source: the annotation of a GenBank genome assembly
AUGUUCGUAACCGUUCGCAAUGGCCCUGACGACGCGCCACAGCCGAUGGCAGUUCCACUCUCUCACUUCUCUGCACCACCAGGCAUGGCAGUCGCACAACACGGCCCCGCACGUCGCGUCGUUGUCGCACAGCCUCCCUUCGCCACGCAAGCCGCGUAUGCAAACCCUAACGACACGAUGAAAACUCUUGACGAACGGUUUCGCGCUCUAUCCGCCCAGCGCAGUCAAAGCGUCCGUCGUGCGGAGGCAAAAGCGCGCCAAGCCGAAGCACGGCAAUCGGCUCUAGCUGCGCAGCGGAAAGUAUCUUCUGCCGCCGCUCCUUCCGCUCCCCCGUCCGCUUCCGCGCGUGCAGGCGGAAAGCAAACAGGGGGAGGCGGGAGCACCCGCCCCAGCAGCACUGCAGCGAACGGGUCUAAAUCGAGGAGCAAACCCGCAGCUGCCACGUCAUCGGCGAAAAAGCCCGCCGCGGCCGCAGCGGUACCAGCAACCCCGCCCAUACAGUCGCGUCUCACCUUUCCCGGCGGGGCUGGCGCCGUGAAGGGGAAGGCAGGAGCUGCGGGGGGUGCAACUGGUGCAGGCUCGUUGCGGGGAGGGGGAGGGGUGCGCGCGGGCGGGGAGCAGCGGGAGUUGGCAGGGGGGGAAUUGUUUGCGGGAAGGCGUGGGGGUGCGGUUGUUGCGGCGGCGGGUGUGAGGACGCGCGCUACUGCUGCGAGGACUGCGUUUGGGGCGACCAUGUUCGGAUUGGGACCUAGAGGAGGACGCCUCCUGAGCAUGUCGACCGACGCUGCUGCCGCGAAGCCGGACGAGGUGACCGUUGGGACCACGGCCGGAGACGAGAGCGCGCCGCUGAAGAAAUCGCGGAAGAUUCUCGUAGCGGUGGACCCGAGCGACGAGAGCUCGUACGCGUUAAAGUGGGCUCUCGAGAAUGUGAUACAAGCGGAGGACAAGGUUCACCUGCUACACGCGCAGCCGUACCCGAAAGUUUACGCAGGACCCGCGGGUCCAGGCUUGGUUCCUCGUGUGUUUCAAACCUGGCAGUCUCUAGAAGACGGCACGCCCGUUGUGCACGCCCGUUGUGCACGGUUCUGCGUGCCGUCGGAGGUGGUGGAGACGAUGAAGAAGCAAUAUUCGAGGUUCUACGUGCCGCCGGAGGUGGUGGAGACGAUGAAGAAGCAGGAGGAGGCCGUCAGUCGCCAGGUGCUGCGCGCUGCCAAGGCCAUGUGCGAGCAGUUCAAGGUAUCAGCCGAGGCGGACGUGAUAGAGGGCGAGCCCAGGGAGUCCAUCUGUGAUUGCCGUGGAGCAGCUGGGCGUGCAGCUGCUUGGGCGUUCCUGGGCAGUGUGAGCGACUACUGUGUGGACACUGCUGCUUGCCCCAACCUCCCUUUCCCCCUUCCCUUCCCCCCCCCUUCUCCUCUUCCCCCCCUCCCCCCCCAUACCAGGGCGUUCCUGGUGCAGU